AUGGCCUUCCAAGGAGCAUCUUCCUCUUCUACCGGUGGUACUAACGAAGUAUUUUUGAGUUUUAGAGGCAAAGAUACUCGUACUAAUUUUACUGCCCAUCUCUGCGAAGCUUUGCGUCAAAAGGGAAUCAACACCUUCAAAGAUGAUGAGCGGCUUAAAAGUGGAGAGAAAAUUUCACCAGCACUUCUCAAAGCCAUUAAAGAGUCACAGAUUUCAAUUAUUGUAUUUUCUAAAAACUAUGCAUCAUCCAAAUGGUGCUUGGAUGAGCUAAUAAAUAUCCUUGAGCGUAAAAAAACAAAGGGGCAACAGGUUCUACCGGUGUUCUACAAAGUAGAUCCGUCGGAAGUACGGAAUCAAACCAACAGUUUUGAAGAAGCUUUCAUCAAACAUAAAAAAAUGUUCAAAGAUGAUCAAACGAAGGUGCAGAGGUGGAAGACGGCCCUAACUGAAGCAGCCAAUUUGUCUGGAAAGCAUUCAGAGAGUUACAGGAAUGAACCUGAAUUUAUUCAUGACAUCAUUGAAUGGGUGAAUUCGAUAUUAGUAAAAAAGGUAUUCUUUCAAGUUGCCCAGUAUCCGAUUGGAAUAAAGUCCCGUGUACAAGCUGUGGAGUCACGUUUAGAUAUAGAGAAGAAUGACAUUACAUGCAUGGUAGGGAUCUUUGGAACUGGUGGAAUUGGUAAGACAACUAUCGCCAAAGCCAUCUAUAACUCGAUUGCUUCUCAGUUUGAAGGUGGUAGUUGUUUUCUUGAAGACAUUAGAGAAAAAUCCAACCAAGAGGACGGUCUAGUCCAUUUGCAAAAUAAGCUUCUUUCUAACAUCCUAGGAGAAUCAAGUUCAAUGGUUGACAAUGUUGAUCAAGGAAUUACUUUAAUAAAGCAAAGACUUUGCAGUUUAAAGAUAUUUCUAGUUCUUGAUGAUGUGGAUCAAUCAAUCCAAUUAGAAAAGCUGGUUGGAAAAGGUGAUUUGUUUGGCUUAGGAAGUAGAAUCAUUAUAACAACAAGAGAUAAACAUUUACUUACUGUACAUGGAGUUGAUUCAACAUACCAAGUGAAUAAGUUGGAUGAUAAUGAAGAUCUUGCACUCUUUAGUUGGCAUGCCUUCAACAAAGACAAACCUGAUGAUGAUUAUGUGGAAGUCACAAAAGAUGCAGUACGUUAUGCUGGAGGAUUGCCACUAGCUUUAAUAGUAGUAGGCUCAGCUCUGAAAGGAGAGAACGUAGAAUAUGUCAAAAAAAUACUAGUUGGUUGUGGUUUUAGCUCAUAUAGUGGCAUUGAAGAGCUGAAGGAUAAGUGUCUCAUAUCCGAGUCUCAUGGAUCAUUGGUGAUGCAUGAUUUGAUUCAAGAAAUGGGUAGAGAAAUUGUUCGACAAGAAUCACCCAACGAACAUGGCAAGCGUAGUAGGUUGUGGCUUCAUGAAGAUGUUCUUGAUGUCCUAGAAGAAAAUACGGGAACAAACAAUGUUGAAGGCAUAUUGAUAGAUUCCCCUGAAUCAGACUUGAUAGACUUGAGUUCCAAAGCCUUUAUGGAGAUGAAAAUGCUCAGAUUGUUUAUAUGUUGUAAUGCACGGUUUUCUCAAGAGAUUAAUUUUCUCCCUAAUGAGUUGAGAUUACUUUAUUGGCCUGAAUAUCCUGGAGAAUCUUUGCCAUCCAAUUUUCGUGGGAGGAAGCUUGCUGUUUUGAGAAUGCCUCAUAGUCACCUCAUUGGAUUGGAGGGAGUUGAGAUUUUCCAAAAUUUGACAAUUAUGAAUUUCACUUAUUGUGAAUUCCUUAAAAAAAUCCCUGAUGUUUCAAAGAUUUCAAAUUUGACGACAUUGAUUCUUGAUGGUUGUGCACAUUUAGUUGAAGUUCAUAGUUCUGUUGGAUCCCUUAAUAAGCUUGUUGAUUUGAGUCUUGAAAACUGCUAUAGGCUUAGGAGUUUUUUGAGAAGCCUCAAGUUGAGAAAUCUAGAAUCUCUUGUCCUUUGUGGUUGCUUAGAGCUUAAGAACUUUCCUGAAAUUGAGUGUCAAAUGAAAUAUUUAGAGUAUGUCGACUAUCAAUAUACUGGCAUAGAGAAAUUGCCCUCAUCCAUUGGGCACCUCAUUGGGGUUAAAAAAUUAUAUCUAACUGGUUGCAAAAACCUUAAGAAUCUUCCGGACAGCAUCUAUCAGUUGCAACAUUUAGAGCGUCUCAUUCUCAAGGAUUGUACUGGUGUAAAAAGGCUGCCUUCAUCCAUUAGGUACCUUGUUAAGGUUAAAACUUUAGAUCUAAGUGGUUGCACAAACCUCAUGAAUCUCCCAAAUAGCAUUUAUCACUUGCAAGAUUUAGAGGAACUUGAUCUCAAGGGUUGUUCAAAACUUGUUAAGUUUCCAAACAACAGACAAACCAUGCCCUCUAUUGCAUCCAAAGACGAAUCAGAAAUUUCACACGGGGAAGAAUUAGUCCAAUUGUUCCGCAAUUCUAAUGAUGGUUGUUCCUCGACAACAUUUCCAAAACUUCUACGAGAGUGA
This is a messenger RNA of Corylus avellana, 2484 nucleotides long. The record is from RefSeq and is a predicted model, not a curated record. NCBI's taxonomy places the organism in Eukaryota, Viridiplantae, Streptophyta, Magnoliopsida, Fagales, Betulaceae.